GCCACACUCUUGUUUCGAUCGCGACCGAUGUCAUGGCAGCAUGACUCUUCUGCUAUCCUUUUCACAUUGUAAACCUUUCCGCUAUCGCCGUUGUCUCAUAUGGAGAGGCUGUGACACCUCAUGGGACCCUGCACUCACUUCCGGGGCCUGAGAAGCCUGCGGCGUCAUCGAUUUUUGGUUGACAUUCAACGUCUGUACUCCAGCAGCGUGACGAGCAAACAGACACGAUUCUCCUACUUUCUGUCGGCACACACUGAGGUGAUGAACAUGGGACUCUCGCCUCGAGCCAGCGGCUAAAAUUGGUUUCAAGGACUAUGGUCACCUUUUUUCUAAGCUCGAGGAAAGCGGCAUCCUGGACAACCCCGACGGACAUGAUGCCGCCGUGAUCCUGGCAACCCCCAACUUCGCCAGACAGAUGGAGAGCAGCGAUGUGGUGGGACGAUUCGCCAAGGCGCUCUCCGGGGCAUCUGGUGUUGGACAUUUUCAUGUUCUCUGUGCGAUAGUGGACCAUGUGACGCCGGCGCUUGGCGAAUCUGGCAAGAUGCAUGGCAUCUCGAUCCUCCGAGGGCGGCUGGACGAGACCCUUCCCGAGCUGUGGCUGCCGUCACCGCCGAGAUCCAGAGACGACGUCGAGUCCGUGGCGGCUCUGGCCAUCAAUCUUGGUAGCCCCUGGGUGACUCUUCCCCUUGCGCGGACUACCUUUCACAAUAACCGGGCGUCAACGCUCCUAGCAUCCCGGUUUGACUUGACGCAAGGGGAGCCGGAGCUCGCACAAAGUGCCGAAAAGCAUUCACAGCGUAUAAAUGUGUCUUUGGAUGAGCCACUACAAUCCACGUCCGAGCUGGGUCUGUGGGCACCACUCUCCCCGAUAACCCGCGCACGAGUCGUGACGGAGAGUUUCGGAAACAUCGUCCGCGGCGUUGAAGUUGACGGCAAGUCGCAACCCGCGUCGACUGAGCUGGAAGACUCAGUAAACACAAUGUUCAAAUACAGGACGUCAACAACAGCGGGACCCAUGGGCGUCUGGGCAAUGGUGUCGCCGGUGGCGGAACCAGACAACGCUCCCGAUCCGACCCCUAUCCUGAAAGGCAAGGGGGCCACGCGAGAUGCCGUGGAGAUUACAUCAAAGUACAUCCAAGGGGAGUUUAGCUCUGGCGGACACCUUUAUCAAAUAUUGAGCGGUGGCGGAGGCUGGGGCCCAAAAAAAGGGCUUCUUUCGCUUGAUCCGCAACAAACACACUUCUCUCCAUCCGAAGAGGAAGAGAUGGCUAGGUUCAUGCAGACCAUGGAGAAAAAUUCUGGCUUUGCCCCCCCUGGGUCACAGAUUCAAUUUUUCAUCCCCGCGCAGGCCCCCCCGGAAGACGUCUUAUCCACGGCUUCGGGCGUAGUCUUUGGUGUGCCUGGAGACGCGGAAGCUUCAAAAGAUGCUGAGGUCCCGGAAGCCGGCUACCUCGUGGACGGUCAUUUCGGAGGGCUCUCGAGCAAGGGCGUAUUUGUAUCCGGACCCUCAGCAACGCCAUCGGGGCCUACAGAAGAGUCCAAAAUCAGCGUUCCCAACUCGCGAGUAUUUGCUGCUAGGGCCGAUGGCGAGGGCAGCGGCUUCCUCGGCUUUCUAGGGGCCGGAGAGCUGGCGGAUGCGGGUACAGCUGCUUUGAUAUAGCCGCGCGUUGCCUGCUUUGUAUUAUAAUGACAUGCGCACCUCCGUCGCGUUGAGGCGACAGUUCUCAUAAUUUACAGCCCAUAUUAUGCAACCUCGGACCCGAUAUAGUUAUGCUGUGAAUCAUGCUUGAAAUCAC
Messenger RNA from Purpureocillium takamizusanense, 1796 nucleotides. RefSeq lists its product as uncharacterized. Bases 416 to 1660 code for a protein of 414 amino acids. NCBI's taxonomy places the organism in Eukaryota, Fungi, Ascomycota, Sordariomycetes, Hypocreales, Ophiocordycipitaceae. The transcript has 2 exons. The record is from RefSeq and is a predicted model, not a curated record.